AUGCCGCCACGACGCAAGAAGGCAUCAAGCUCAUCAGACGCGAAGUCGUCCGGUCCUCGCAUGGCCCGGUCCUCCCACGCGUCGCGGGACCGCAAGUCACCAGUUGUCGGCAUCAGUUCUCUCCCAGACGAGCUCCUCGCGAACGGACAUUGCACGCAUGGGGGAGGAGCUGGCGAUAUGGCGGAUGAUGGCGGUCUCCAAGCAGAUACGGGCAGCGGUGGAGCCUAUGCUGGCUCCAUAUCUGGAGGAGAGGGAGCUGAUCGCCCAUCCCAGAAUUUUGCGACACGAAGAAGUCGGUCACAACCUCGAGGAGUUGACAUUGCACCGGAUUGCGACACGUGGGAGGUCUCGCUGCCCAACCUGGCUCGCCUGACCAUGUACGCUGCCGGUCUGCCGAUCUGGCAGCUUGCAGAGAUACUGGAGACCUCAACGCGACUCCAGUAUCUCGCGGUCUACUCCGAUCAUCAGGAUGAACACGGACCGGACGCGGAAGUAUACCCUCUUCGGCUCGACGAACCCAAUCUCGCUCCCUCCCUUCAACACCUCCACACCGUAUAUCUCGCCGGUCAUAUCCAAUCUCUUUUGGACGUCACAGAGGCAUUUCCCAAACUCCCCAACCUACGUUUCGUCACCCUAGACCCAAAUUGCGGUUCAUACGAGACCUACCAUCUCUCAGAGAUCAUCCGAUCUCUCGGAAAAUGCAAGAAAUUGGAGGGUCUGGCGGUGUUCAGAGCUCCGGCGGUGGAUUUUGUUGCAAAGGCGAUGAAGAAGCGACAGAGGGGAUGUCUUGAUAGAGUCAAGCAUCUUGUGCUGGACGACACGGCGGAUGCUGGCUUCUUGCUUAUGGAUGAGGAAUUCAAUAAGCGGAAACCCCAAAUGGCAAGCCUGGAGCGCAUCACCUAUAUACGCCCUCUCCACUACGAGCCCCCACCACCGGCCUGGCCAGAUAUCCUAUACGUACACGACGACCUACAAGAAAUCUUCGACCACUACCCCACCCUCCAAUCUGUACUCGUCGUUUUCGGCUAUCCUCUCGACCAUUUCGCGGUCGACCAUGACGUACACGUGCCGAAUGUGCUCUGCCGGGUCACUCGGCCGGAAGGGGGCGGGCCGAUGCAGCCUGUCGGGUCACAUGUCGCUCCGCGUGAUCCGUGGGAGGGGGUGGACAGGGGGAAUAAGGCGAAAUGA
Messenger RNA from Dioszegia hungarica, 1188 nucleotides. RefSeq lists its product as uncharacterized. NCBI's taxonomy places the organism in Eukaryota, Fungi, Basidiomycota, Tremellomycetes, Tremellales, Bulleribasidiaceae. The coding region runs from base 1 to 1188 and encodes 395 amino acids. The record is from RefSeq and is a predicted model, not a curated record. The transcript has 3 exons.